Patiria miniata (bat star) is the source of this 1411-nucleotide messenger RNA. Its product is annotated as putative nuclease HARBI1. Lineage: Eukaryota; Metazoa; Echinodermata; Asteroidea; Valvatida; Asterinidae. The transcript has 4 exons. The record is from RefSeq and is a predicted model, not a curated record. The coding region runs from base 869 to 1411 and encodes 180 amino acids.
UUCGCAAUAAAAUAUAGGGAUUAAAUGAGAACUUACCUGUUUGAAAUUUAAUCCUGAUUUUAUGAGAAAGGGUGAGUGAGAGAUUACGUGCCCUCCACUCCCACCCUUUUUCAAUUACCAGGAUCAGUUCUCUAUAUUUAUACCCUUCAGCACUACCAUGGGAUUUGGUUUUUAUCUGGUCUCAUAUCCUUAUGCUUUUAAUAAUGACUGGGCAUGCGCGUGGCGGGAUCUCACGUAAUCUCUCACUCGCUCUUUCUCAUAAAAUCAGGAUUAAAUUUAAAACAGGUAAGUUCUCAUUUAAUCCCUUCAUUUUACCGAGCAAAAGUUUAAAUAAUAUAAUCUUUACAAAUACCAUUUACCCUUGACGUAACCUAUUGCACAAAAUAUAGUCAUAUUUAUUCUUAAUAUAAUUUUAAUUAAAAUGUCAUUAUUCAUGUACCAUUUUUUGUAUCUAAAAUGUGAAUGCCUUUGGUGAUGCCACAAAGUAAUUGUCUAUUGCAAAACUAUAAUUUGAAAUCUAAGCUAGAUCUGGUACAUUUGUUGAAAUUCAUUUAUUAUUACUGACAACUGUACAUGUACAAAAUUUUCUUAGCAAUGCAAUCCCUGCCCACAUGCAAGUUCUGGCAACACUACCGCUCCAUUGCCACGGGCUCAUUUUACACUGUCCAUGGCGACCUACAUGACGUCAGUGUGCCCUCAGUAUACCGCAUUGUACAUCGAGUGGCAAAUGCAGUGGCCAGAUUAACCCCAAGGGUGAUCCAGUUCCCUGUACAACCUCAGAAUGUAGCAAGAGUGAAGCAUGAGUUCUUUGAGAUGGCAAGUUUUCCCAACGUUGUCGGUACAUUAGACUGCACUCAUAUCAGGUUGUAUGGAGCGCCACUGGGAGAAGCGGAACAUGUAUGUAAAUCGCAAGGGUUACCAUAGCAUCAAUGUCCAAGCCAACUACAAACUAACCAGUGUUGUAGCCAGGUGGCCUGGCAGUACCCACGAUAGCGCCAUCAUCCAUGGAAGCAUCCUUGGAGAGAGAUUCACCAAUGGACACGCAAUGUUUACAACAGUUGGUGACAAAUCACUGCUUAAGGCAGAUAUAGCGCCCUUUAUUUUACUACUCUUAAGAUGUAACAAUUGUGCUCUAUUGUAUUGCAGACUAACUGGAGUGCUCAUUGGAGACAAAGGCUACGCACUUCGUCCAUGGCUGAUGACCCCCAUCUUGAAACUAGCAACAAAUGCUGAGCGACGUUACAACAGGAGUCACAGAAAGUCGCGAGUGGUCCUUGAGCAGACGUUCGGCCAACUCAAGGAGUGGCUCCUCAGAGGCCAUGUGUCAUUGAAGAAAGUUAUAGACUCCGAUAUGUUGGGAACUAUUCCAGGUUUAUUAGACGACAACACGAGUUCACAUACGAACAUGUAA